Messenger RNA from Suillus bovinus, 1560 nucleotides. RefSeq lists its product as uncharacterized. The coding region runs from base 1 to 1560 and encodes 519 amino acids. Lineage: Eukaryota; Fungi; Basidiomycota; Agaricomycetes; Boletales; Suillaceae. The transcript has 15 exons. The record is from RefSeq and is a predicted model, not a curated record. Gene Ontology annotation, molecular function: histone methyltransferase activity; protein binding. Gene Ontology annotation, biological process: chromatin remodeling.
AUGGAGGGGAUAUUUGUCGAUCCUACUUUUGAGGCCCACCCUCCUUACGAGUCUUGUCCACCAAUCAAUCAGAGCAUUCGGCCCUCGAGAGUGCGCGAUACAAUUGGAUUCAUUCCGUAUGGUGAUGAGGAGGAAUUCCCUGUCAUGGCACAUCUAGAUAACUUUGAGUCGUUCGCAUGGGAAGAAGACUUUGAUCCAGAUUCGGAAAUGAUCCAGAUCGAAACUGUCCGUCGACUACACAAUACUUGGGAUAUCUCGAUAAAGAACAUUGAUCGGAUGCGCAUCCUCCCCCAAUUAUUCGGUGAAUCGCACAAAGCGGGUCUUAUAUGGCAGAGGUUUCAGCGAGAUUUUCUUCGUUGGCCUGGUGGAACUGAUGAUGAUAUGGAAGGAGCUUGCUCUAAGCCUGCAACUGAUAAUCUCCGUGAGAGGCUGUCAUCAGUUCUUGCGACAUUUUGUCCAAAUCUCAAUUGUCUGCGAACUCUGUGUACGACCCAUGUGCAUCCUCAGUUCGGAUUGUUCGGAGGUGGUAGGCCCAAGGUGACGAAUCAAAGUAUGCGACUUAGCGAAGGAGAGUCCUGCGGUGAAGAAUGCUUCCGUCUGACAGACGAAUCUUACAUGGUAGUCAUUGUCAAUGAAUCUGAUCUAGAGACGUUGAAAACAAUCUUAUCAAUCUCACCUGAUCUAUUUCCUUGUCAGCUUGCAGAUCUCUGCUUCAAGCCUUGCCGAGAAGUUUUUGUUCAGCGAUCUCACAUGUUUCCUGAUCAUAUGCUAUAUGAUGAUGACCCUGCAGGCGACAUGGAAAGUCAUGCAAAGAACAACAAAACAAAGAAAAAGGCCCGAAAGCCUCGUCUCAUUUUUGGUACAUCAAUCACCCUCGAGCCUUGCCAGCAUAAGGGUCCAUGUGAAAAAGAACGGUGCGAAUGCUACCGUCAGAGGCGACACUGUCAACUGGCUUGCCGGUGUGGUAUAAAUUGUGAUCGUCAGUAUCGCGGUUGCGAGUGCAAACGCUGCGUUUCAAAUUGCCCGUGCUAUAGAAAUUUCCGAGAAUGUUUGCCCGGGAUAUGUCAUAAAUGUGAUGCAAGUUUAGAGGUCAGACUACGUGCAACUGACAUCCCAUGUAUAAACACAAGGCUUCAGCGAAAUGAUGCUGAGCCGGUCGAGAUCAAGCGGGCUAAAUAUGGCCUAGGAGCUUUCGCGGUGCAAGACAUGAAGUCUGGCGACUAUAUCGGAGACUAUGUCGGCAACAUUCUGACGAAUGAAGAUGUUGAUAGUCUACAUCAUGUUGCGGAAUAUAGCGGUCGCAAUUAUUUUUUCGAAUUCUCACAAGUCAAUACGGAAAUGAUCGAUGCUGCUCCGGUCGGAAAUGCUACUCGUUUCCUGAACCACGCGACCGCGGAACUGGCUAAUUGUGAAGCACGAGUUCUUCUUGUCAAUGGGGAACAUCACAUCGGAUUUUAUACCAGCAAAGCAGUGGCUAGUGGAAAGGAACUUCUUUUGUGGUACGGUGAUAAAUACUGGAAAAACAAGGGAAACCAUCAAGCAAUUGAUGAUGCGGGCUGA